This is a messenger RNA of Plenodomus lingam JN3, 1443 nucleotides long. The record is from RefSeq and is a predicted model, not a curated record. Lineage: Eukaryota; Fungi; Ascomycota; Dothideomycetes; Pleosporales; Leptosphaeriaceae.
AUGGCUACUGGUACCAACAUGGACAUUGAAGACGCCAAUAUCGGAGCUAGUGAGAAGAAGACCGAUCGAUUCGGUCGCAGGGGUUCUAUUGAGAUUGCUGUUGUUGUUUUUACCGUUGGCUCUGCCCUCCAGGCUGGCGCUUUCAAUGUACCCGUGGCUUUUGCAGGACGGGCUAUAGCAGGCUUCUCUGUGGGCAUGCUAACUAUGAUUGUGCCCAUGUAUAUGAGUGAGGUGUCGACUGCGGGUAUCAGAGGUACCCUUGUAGUUCUCCAGCAGCUUUCCAUCACUCUCGGUAUCCUCGUCAGCUACUGGCUCGAAUACGGCACUCAGUAUAUUGGUGGCACACGCUGUGAUCCUGAUAUACCUUACACGGGCGGUACGCCCACUGAGCGAGUCUUCGACCCUUAUAACGAUGUGUCUUCUGGCGGAUGCACGGGACAGAGCGAUGCAUCAUGGCGUGUCCCGUUCGCGCUCCAAAUCAUGCCUGCUCUCGUGCUUGGUAUUGGGAUGAUUUUCUUCCCAGAGUCACCACGUUACUACUGCAUGCGCGACAACGAAGAAGCCGGUAUCAGAGCACUAGCUCGCGUUCGUCGGCGUACUCCUGAGGAUGAAGACCUGCAAAAAGAGUAUCUGGCCAUCAGGGCCGAAGUCAUGUUUGAACAGACGUACAAUCGGGAAAAGUUUCCUGGGAAAUCAGGCGUUUCAUUAUAUCUUGCUGGAUACACGACGUUAUUUUCCACUUGGCCGUCCUUCAAGCGCAACGCAAUCAUCUAUUACGCGCCCAGCAUCUUCAGCCAGCUCGGCCUCUCCGGCAAAACCAGCGGUCUGCUCGCCACAGGCGUCUACGGAAUCGUAAACACAAUCAGCACCCUACCUGCACUCUUCCUCAUCGACAAAGUCGGCCGUCGCCCACUCCUCAUCUGCGGUGCAGCCGGUACUUGCAUCUCGCUGCUCAUCAUCGGCGGCGUCAUCGGCGGCUACAGCUCAACGCUCAAAGACCACCCCGCAGCCGGAUGGACGGGAAUCGCAUUCGUCUACAUUUACGACGUCAACUUCUCCUACUCCUGGGCGCCCAUUGGUUGGGUCCUGCCCUCUGAAAUCUACAACCUAGGCAGUCGGUCAAAGGCAAUGUCGCUCACCACCUCGGCCACAUGGAUGUCCAACUUCAUCAUCGGCCUUGUGACGCCGGAUAUGCUCGAGAAGAUUGGAUACGGCACAUACCUCUUCUUCGCCGUGUUUGCCCUCCUCGCUUUUGCCUUUACAUGGAUCGUGCUGCCGGAGACCAAGGGGAGGUCGCUCGAGGAGAUGGAUGCUGUGUUUGGGGAUGCUACAGCGCAUGAGGAGAAGGUGCGCUUGUUUACGAUUGCGCAGAGUUUGGGGCUCGAGGAGGCGGAGAAAGAGAAGGGUGGGAAGGCGGUGCGGAUGGAGGUUGUGGGAUGUUAG